CGUUCCCUGUGAAGAAGAAUCCGUUAUCGGUAGCUUCUGCUUGCAACUUUUAGCCCUUGCUUAUCUCGCUGUUUGAAUUCCGCUUCGAAGUGUUUCAAUUUUUAUUAAGGUGUAGCUUAAACCGAAUCUCUAACGCGUAGUUCGUACAUGCCGCUUACUAUCUAGGCGCCACUCUAGUCAUUUUUUUACCAAAAGUUGAUCUAUUAGCCGGCUUGCUAACUUCCCUCGCGUUGCGCCAUCAUGUCUGGCGGUCUUAUUCGAGGACCCGCGGGGAGUAACGACUGUCGGAUAUAUGUGGGAAAUCUCCCUCCCGACAUACGUUCAAAAGACGUGGAAGACUUAUUUUACAAGUACGGAAGUAUUCGUGAUAUAGAUCUGAAGAACCGAAGAGGAGGACCACCGUUUGCUUUCGUGCAGUUCGACGACCCGAGGGAUGCUGAAGAUGCUGUUUAUGGGCGUGAUGGAUAUGACUACGAUGGCUACCGUCUGCGUGUGGAGUUCCCUAGAAGUGGAAGAGGAGGUGGUGGUGGUGGUGGUGCUGGAGGAGGGGGAGGAGGAGGAGGGGGAAUGGGACCCCCAAGGGGAAGGUAUGGUCCCCCAUCCCGACGCUCGGAGAACAGGGUGGUUGUCUCAGGCCUUCCCCCCAGCGGGAGCUGGCAGGACCUGAAGGAUCACAUGCGGGAAGCAGGUGAUGUAUGUUAUGCUGAUGUGUUCCGUGAUGGCACUGGUGUGGUGGAGUUUGUACGCAAAGAAGACAUGACCUACGCCGUCCGUAAACUGGACAACACAAAGUUUCGCUCCCAUGAGGGUGAGACGGCUUAUAUCCGUGUGAAGAUGGACGGCCCUCGGAGCCCCAGCUACGGUCGCUCUCGCUCUCGUAGCCGCAGUCGAAGCAGGAGCAAGAGUGGAUCACGCAGCUACUCCCCACGCCGCAACAGAGGAUCUCCCCGAUAUUCUCCCCGCCGCUCUCGCUCCCGCUCCCGGUCCCAUUCCCGCUCUCGCUCCCGCUCUCGCACCUAGGCAAGCCUGACCUAAGAGCCAGAGUGGAAAUCUUCACAUUACUCAACGAAUCCUGUGUAUUCAUCAAGGAUCAUCUCGUGUGUCACCUAUGUAUGCUGUCAUGAGUUCAGAGGAACAGGAUAGGAUGGGAACAGAGGAAACAGUUCAUAUUAGGAUAAACAGGAGGAGGAGGAGUCAAAUGUGGCACCAAUGGUAUGAUGGCUGUGCCUUGUCAACUGUGAAAUUAUAAGGCUGUUCAUUUUUUCUUUUUUCAAAAAGCAUAAAUCUGACAAUAGGGCCCAGUUUGAAUGUUUUCAGUAGUUAAGUUUUUUUUUUUUUUUUUUUUUUUUUUUUUGGGGGGGGGGUUUGGUGCUUUUUAUCAUCCUUUAUCAUACAAAGUAAAUCUUUGUAUUUUGGGCUUGAUUAUAGAUGGUUUUCUCCUUUUUUCUCAAAGUAAACUCCCUGGUAGCUGCAUUUAUUUACAUUACUUCAAGCAUUUUCCUGAAGGUGUGAUUCUAACUCGCCUCCUUCUCUUUGGUUCUGCUGGUAUUCUGAAGGUUUGGACUGGGCUCAUUGUCUCACCAUUCCGGAGCUGGAUCAGGAUUCAGGAUCAGUUUAGGAUUAGGCUUCAGGAUGGAUACAUGGAGCAGGAUCAUAGGAGCGUUUUUACCGGGAGAAGAUCCCGACCCCCUGGCCCUGUCCACAUAAACCCAUCAAACCGGAACCAUUGUAGUGCGAUAUUCAGAGAAAAUUGGCUUUCGAAUUUUCCAAAAUUUCCCUUUUUGUGUGGGACCUCACAGACAGACUUACUGGCUACACAGUGCCGCACCGUUUAUUUUUAUUUUUUAAAUAAUUAAAAAGAAGAGAAAAGCAUGGAUCAAAUCCAGGAGGAGGGCUGGGAGGUGCAGGAUGGAUCCACACGCGUAAGGAGUGGUAAAUAGUGGAAAACCGUUACCAGUGGAGGAGGGAGGGAGGGGUGAAGAGGGAAGUCUGGGAGGAGACAAGGGAUCGUAACUUUAAUGUGGUUUGUAUCUUUUUUUCUUUUCUUUUGUUUUUCUUUUUGGUCCAGUUUUUUUUUUUUUUUUCUAGCGGUGGCUGACUUCUGGUUUUCUUACACAUGAUCUCGAUUAUCUCAAAGCUUUAUUCUCUUUUAAUAAAACGUUCUACAACAUUA
Messenger RNA from Maylandia zebra (zebra mbuna), 2173 nucleotides. NCBI's taxonomy places the organism in Eukaryota, Metazoa, Chordata, Actinopteri, Cichliformes, Cichlidae. The record is from RefSeq and is a predicted model, not a curated record.